This is a messenger RNA of Fusarium oxysporum Fo47, 918 nucleotides long. RefSeq lists its product as uncharacterized. The record is from RefSeq and is a predicted model, not a curated record. The transcript has 3 exons. NCBI's taxonomy places the organism in Eukaryota, Fungi, Ascomycota, Sordariomycetes, Hypocreales, Nectriaceae. The coding region runs from base 1 to 918 and encodes 305 amino acids.
AUGGCUGACAACACUCGCGACCUGCACACACUCAGUACCCUCGCGGGCAAAACAGUGAUCGUAACAGGUGGCGCAAACGGUAUAGGAGCCGAGACUGUACGACUUUUCAACUCACAUGGAGCGAAUACAAUCAUUGCCGAUCUCGAACGCACUCGUGCUGAAGGUGAAGCCGUCAUUCGAUCCUUGCAGCAUCCUACCUCUGCGCUGUUCAUCACAGUCAACAUUCUCAUCUGGGAUCAGAUUAAGGCCCUUUUCUCCCAAUGCAUACAACACUUCGGCAAGAUCGACAUUGUUGUAGCCAAUGCUGGCAUAAUGGAGAGUCAAAGUCUUUUCGAUAUCGAAAACGUCGACGAGCAGGGAGAAUUACGCGAAUCAACAGAAGGGUUUCGCGUGAUCGAUGUUAACCUCAAAGGAACCAUUAACACGUUGCGGCUCGCACUUCAUCACAUGCGACAUAACAAACCAGUUUCGCCUGGUAGUUUGAGAGGGUCUGUGAUUCUCGUUACUUCAACAUCAGGAUACUUUGGAACUACUGGCGUAGGGGCAUACAUCACAUCCAAGCAUGGGCUCACUGGCCUACUUCGAGCGUCGCAGCAAGGUGCUCGAGAUUUAGGCAUCGGAGUCAAUGCUGUUGCUCCGUUCUUCACUCCAACGCCUACCUUCAAAGAGUUGGCUGAGAAAUGGAAGAAUUCAGGCCUCAAGUCGAAUACCCCAGGAGACGUCGCUCAGGCUAUCGCCCUUGCCUCUACGCAGAAGGAGACUGGAAAAUGCUACAUGGUCGUUGGGCGGAAGUCGGUAGAAGUCGAAAAUAGUAGAAACGCGCUUCUUGAGCAGUGGCUUGGACGAGAAACUACAGGGUUGUUGCAAUCUGCUAGCAAACUCUUCGAGGCCAAUGGCUAUCCAUUACCUAAAACAUGA